AUGAAGUACACAGUGUCAUGCAUUAACAAUAUGGAUAUGGCUGACAGCAGCUGUAAUAAUAGAUCCUUCACCAAUGAAUCAAACUAUGAUAAAACUAGACUCAUUAUAAAGAAUAUACCAAAAUAUAUGAAUGAAAUUGAUUUAAAAAAACAUUUUUUUAAAAUGAAAGGGAAUUCUGAGUUCAAAAUAACAGAUAUAAAAAUUAUGAAAAGAAAAAAAGUAGUAAAAAAUAAAGAACUGUUUGAGUCUAGAAAAAUAUGUUUUAUAGGUUUCAUUAAUAACAUUGAUUGUGAAAAUUUUAAAAAAUCAUUUAAUAACACGUACAUUAAUACAAGCAAAAUUAUCAUUGAAGAUGCCUUUUCUCCCAUCAUAUCAAAAAAUAUGCAGUAUAAUAAAAAUGCAACAUUAUAUGCACGGAACAAAUUGGGAGACACACAAAAAAUGAAAAAAGACAAAUCCAUAAAAAUUAUUAAAAAUGAAAAUUUUAUAAAUAAAAUGAUUCCUAUCCAGAAAACCAAGGCAGGCAUGAAUACCACCAGAAGUCACGUUAUAUUCUUAGACGAUCAAAUGAGCUCGGACAAAGUGGAUGCAUUGAUUGAUCCGGCGAAAGGUACGGGGGCCAAGAGGAAGGAAAAAAAGGAGAACAAAAGAGAGAAAAGCGAAAAUGGAGAGAAAAGUGAAAAUGGAGAGAAAAGUGAAAAAGGAGAGAAAAAUGAAAAAGGAGAGAAAAGCGAAAAAGGAGCGAAAAGCGAGAAAAAUGACACUAGAAAUGGAGAAAGUGUGAAAAAACAAUUGGAGUCUUCAGAGAAAGCACACACAAAUACUACUAUUCUACAAGGUACAAAUAAGGAACACAAAAAUAAUGUUUCCCAUAGUAGUACAAAAGAACUCUCACCAAGUGGAGCAGAAAUAGGAGAGGGUCAGGAGGAAAACGCACUAAAUUGGUUAAAAGAAAUUUCCAAAAAAACAGAAAACUGCGAUGACUCGGAUAAUAAAAAAAAAAAUCUGUUCGAGGAGGACGAGAUAAAUGUAGAUAGCGACGAAUUAGUGAAUGAAAAAGAAAAAAAAAACGUAGGUAAUGACUUUGAGGAUGACUAUUGUGAAAAUAUGAACACUGGGAAAAUUAUCAUAUUUAACAUGCCACCUGUAAACGAACAAGAAGUAAAAAGUCUAUGUGAACGGUUUGGUCCUGUUAUUGAUGUUAAGGUCUUUAAGACUAUAAGAAAAGGAACAGUGAACAUAAAUUUUAAUGAGAAAAAAAACAAUAAAUCGAAUGAUGAAUUUUUUAUAAAAUUAUUGAAAGAAAAUCAUGAUUCCUUUGUAGGCGAAAAAGAGAGAGAAAAACCGUCAAAAAAAAAGAACAAAAAAAAAAAUAUGAAUGACUUUCAUAACACCUUAGUGGAAAAAGAAGACAGAGUAAUAAGAGAAAGAGAGAUUGAUGAUGAAAAUAAUAAAAAGAGCAGUUCUAUGAAGUCUGACAAACAAAUAAAUGGAAUUAUAAACAGCGACCUUACAAAUGUAAAAGUAUACGCCUUCGUCAACUUUAUGUUUCCUAGUGCUUGUGAAAAAGCAAAGGAAAAUUUAAAUAAUGUCAUUUUUAGAGGAAAGAUUUUAAGCGUUAAAUAUGCAAAAGAAAAAUUAGGAUAUUAUGAAAAUGCAGAAAAAAGUAAGAAUAAUAUAUUCAUUAAAUUGUCUCAUGAUUCUAAGACGUCAUAUAAAAAAAUACUGGAAAUUCAAAAAAAGAGAAAUUGCCAAAAUGAAAAUAUAUGGAAUAUUCUAUACACAGAUAUAAAUUCCAGUAUUCACAAUUUCUGUAAAGAAAAUAAAUGUAGCCCCCACUCCAUAUUAAACAUAAAAGACAGAAAUAUAGCGGUCAAUGUAUCCCUUACAGAGACAUAUAUAAUUAACAAAAUGAAAGAAUGGAUAAAGAAGGAAGGAAUUUAUUUGGAAGCAUUUGAGCACAUAUAUAAAAAAAAGGAUGAAGAUAAUGAGGAGAACUAUGACUCCAAUGUGAAAAUCAAAGAGGAGGGGAUAGCCAAAGGGAAUAAAUCCAAAAUAGAUGGAGAAGAAAAGAAUACCCAAGAGGAACCAAAUAUGAAAAACAAAGUUGUUAAAUAUAAACGGAGCGACGAUACCAUAAUAAUAAAAAAUUUAUCCAUUCACACAAAUAAGAAUGAUAUAAUUAACCUUUUCAAAAGGUAUGGAGUUUUGAGUAAGAUAAGCUUUUCCCCGUAUAAUAAUAUAGCCAUAAUGCAAUAUGAAAAUUCCGAAAAUGCAAAGAAGGCUUUUAUAUCGAAUUCAUACAUAAGAUAUAAAAAAUUACCAUUGUAUUUAGAAUGGGCUCCAAUAAAUUUAUUUGAAAAGAAGAUCGAACAAAUUAAUGACAAUAAGGAUAAUAAAAAUGAUGAGGAGAAAUCGACACAAGAUGCCACUUUAUCCAGCAAAGUAGAAAAAAAAAAUAGUGAAAAUGAAGUAAUCCCAAAGGAGGAAAUGCAUCAAAGUGAAAGCGAAUCAAGUGAUGAGGAAAUUACACACACUAGCAUAUAUAUAAAAAACGUGAACUUUAAUACCAAAGAAGAAGACUUAAAAAAAGUGUUUGAAAAUUUGGAAGGAUUUAUAACUUGCAAUAUUGUAAAAAGCAAAAAAGUUAUAUCUCAAAAUGAUCACGAAAAGAACAAAGGAUCCGAACAAAAACAUAUUUCUUUAGGAUAUGGUUUUGCUGAAUUUAAAAACAAAGAAUUAGCCAUUGAAGCUAUUAAGAAAUUGGCAGGAACUACACUGGAUGAUCAUGUUUUGGAGAUGAGUCUUUCUCGCAAUAGAAUUAAAAAAAAAAUAAACAAAAAUAAGGAAGAAAAAGAAAUUGUUAAAGAAAAAAAAAAAAUUACCAAAAAAUUACUUGUAAAAAAUUUAGCCUUUCAGGUUACAAAAGAAGAGUUAAGAAAAUUAUUUUCUGCAUUUGGAAAUGUUAAAAGUGUUAGAAUUCCCAAAAAUGCUUACAACAGAAGUAGGGGAUAUGGAUUUGUAGAGUUUAUGUCAAAAAAUGAAUGCAUCACAGCUAUAGAUUCCUUGCAACAUACCCAUUUGUAUGGAAGACAUCUUAUCAUAGAUUUUGCAGAUGAUUUUAUUUUUGAAAAGAAUGUGGAUGAAUUUGAUAAAUUAAAAGAUGGGCAAAACAAUAACCAAGGAAAUAAAAUAAAAAAUUGCAUCACAUCAGAACAAGCCAAAAGAAAAUCUUUAUAUGAAAAGGAAAAAGGGAAUGAAAUAUCGGAAUCCAAAAAAAGGAAACUUUUGAAUAAUAUAGAAAAUAUUUGA
Plasmodium gonderi is the source of this 3312-nucleotide messenger RNA. Its product is annotated as RNA-binding protein. Gene Ontology annotation, cellular component: ribonucleoprotein complex; cytoplasm; nucleus. The transcript has a single exon. Bases 1 to 3312 code for a protein of 1103 amino acids. Lineage: Eukaryota; Apicomplexa; Aconoidasida; Haemosporida; Plasmodiidae. The record is from RefSeq and is a predicted model, not a curated record. Gene Ontology annotation, molecular function: mRNA binding.